CAUUCCAUUUCCCUUCCGUUUCGCGAUUCGAUCCCGUCCCGACCCAGGCCCAGCCCCGGCGCGGCAGCCUGAUCACGCGCGCGGCCAUGGGCUCGACGCCGGGGAGCAGCUACGACUGCUCCUUCAAGGUGCUGCUCAUCGGCGACUCCGCCGUCGGCAAGAGCAGCCUCCUCGUCAGCUUCGUCUCCGCCGCCCCCACCAACGACGACAUCUCCCCCACCAUAGGGGUGGAUUUUAAAAUCAAGUUUCUCACUGUUGGUGAUAAGAAAUUGAAGUUGACAAUAUGGGACACCGCUGGCCAGGAGAGGUUUAGGACAAUCACUAGUUCUUACUACAGAGGUGCUCAUGGAAUUAUCUUAGUUUAUGAUGUCACCAAGAGACAAAGUUUCACAAAUUUGGCUGAUGUAUGGGCCAAGGAAAUAGAAUUGCACUCAACAAACAAAGAGUGCGUCAAAAUGCUUGUUGGAAACAAAGUGGACAAGGAUGAGGACAGAAUGGUAACAACAGAAGAAGGUCUUGCCUUUGCACAGCAGUGUGGAUGCCUUUUUCUCGAGAGCAGUGCCAAAACAAGAGAAAAUGUGGAGAAAUGUUUUGAAGAGCUUGCGCUAAAGAUUCUUGAGGUUCCAAGUCUGUCGGAGGAAGGCUCGUCGGUCGUCAAGAGGAACUCGCUGAAACAGAAGCAUGAGAAGAGCGGUGGGUGCUGUCAGUAGAUCCGAUCCAGUCACUGUAUGCAACCAACUAGAUCCUGCGAUCGGUGCCUAGGCUAGGUUGUUUUGGUGUUCUGAUGUAAAUGAGUUGUAUCUAAGUGCUCAUCGGUGCGAGUAAAGGGAGGAAUAACAACUUGAGGUUUUGGUGUGAUGCGAAGGGUGGGCGGGGAAUUAGUUGACCUGUACAAAAAAGAAAAGAAGCCGCUGUUUUCUAACUCAGCUUGAUCUGGUUUGCUGAUUGUAAUGAGGUCGAGUGGCUCGGCGAGCUGAUCCGCUUCCUUCCACACUGGUGUGGCGUGCGUGGGAGUGUACUGCUGGUACAUAAUUCAGGGGUGUUUUCUGGUUUCAGUUGGUA
Molecule: messenger RNA, 1062 nt
Organism: Triticum dicoccoides
Lineage: Eukaryota; Viridiplantae; Streptophyta; Magnoliopsida; Poales; Poaceae
Product: ras-related protein RABC2a-like
Exons: 6
Coding region: 87-710 (207 amino acids)
Molecular function (GO): GTP binding; GTPase activity
Source: RefSeq, a predicted model, not a curated record